AUGGAGCAGAAGGAUAGAGCAUACUAUUUGAGAGUAUCUCAAAUAGUAAUGGUAUUUUUGAUAAUUAUACUAGAAUUUGUUCAGGCUGUAGGAUUCGCUAAAAAUUAUCGUGACACACCAACACACUCUACAGUAAUAUAUUAUUGGAUGGCUACAGUAUUUUCGUUUUUACUCCUGGGUCACCUUUUAAUACGAUUUCAACCACGAUGGAAACAUGGUCCACAUAAAGAUGAAGUGUUUUUAGAUGGUCUUUUGAUUGGUAUCUGGUUGUCAUUGAUUUUUCAAGACAUCUUACCUGUAAUGAAAGGCAACCCUAUGUCUUGUAAUGCGACUGACACAUCCGCUCUCGCCCGUUGCAAUUUGUUCAUUACGAGCUUUGUUUUCACCUUAUUUUUAACCAUUACACUCCCAUUUUCGCUUCAAAUUUCUCUCUCUCGAUGGAGAAACAAACAAAUCUCUUCUUCUAUACCAAUGGGCACUGUAAAUCAACAGCAACAAACGCCUCCACAAAGAUCCCCUUCAUACGUGAUGCAGGAGGUUGUACUUAAAGAUGGUCAACCCGCAUUAGUCUUUCACAGUAACGGGGAUAAACGAAGUAGUAGAAGAGCGAGUUUAUAUAAUCAUCAACGAACUAAUAGUAAUGGUUCAAGUUCUCCGAAAGAUUCUGAGUUUACCAAAAAUGCCAGAAACGUUGAAAACCAUGUUACUGGUGAAAAUGGAAAUGUCAAGAAUGUUGUUAAUUGA
Dentiscutata heterogama is the source of this 744-nucleotide messenger RNA. NCBI's taxonomy places the organism in Eukaryota, Fungi, Glomeromycota, Glomeromycetes, Diversisporales, Gigasporaceae. The record is from the annotation of a GenBank genome assembly.